Molecule: messenger RNA, 1780 nt
Organism: Anolis carolinensis (green anole)
Lineage: Eukaryota; Metazoa; Chordata; Lepidosauria; Squamata; Anolidae
Gene: tslig3c
Product: family with sequence similarity 98 member C
Exons: 8
Coding region: 75-1112 (345 amino acids)
Cellular component (GO): tRNA-splicing ligase complex
Source: RefSeq, a predicted model, not a curated record
CGUCUCGCCUUGAGGGCGGGGGGAGUCAAGGGGAAUGGGAAAAGGAGUUGCCGGAGUGGUUCACUUUCUGGCGCAUGCGCAUUUGGAACCAGGAAGUGAGUUUGGGUUGUACAGGGACCAUGGAGGGGAGUGGAGGAGAAAGGUGCCUCUCCAUGGAAGCCUUUGCCCAAGUGGCAGAAGGCGGUGUCUCUAGCCCACAGUUCACGGCACUCUGCUCUUGGCUGGUCUCCGAGCUCCGCCUCUUUUGCCCUCUGGAAGAGGAUGUGAAUCCAACUGAAGGCCCUGAGGAUGCAGAGAUGUUCCAAAUUGAAGUGAGCGGUCUCCUGAAUGAGCUCAAUUGCCCUUAUCCCUCACUGACCAAAGGCGAUGUCACAGCCAGACUCAGCACUCCAGAGAAUUGUCUCCAGCUGCUGUAUUUCUUGAGCUCUGAGCUCCUUGCAGCCCGGCUUCAGGCACGGAAAGCACCCCGCUCGCCUGAGCAAGACGACAGAGCCGGCGAAGCCAUGCGUGAGCUCCACCACAUCUGCAAGGCCCUGGGAAUGGAGGAACCAGAUCCCACUUGCUCUAUCCAUCAGCUCAUGGCUGACAUAGAAUCCAAGAUCUUGGAGGUACUUUCUACACUACCCGCUGAGAAGAUGGCACCACUCCUGAAGGUCCCGCUUUCUACUGCAGAAUGGGAGACAUUGUCAAACAUCCACAAAGCCCUGCAAGCGGAGUACCAGAAACGGAAGCGGAUGAUGGCCACUCGCCUUGAUGUCACUGUUGCAUCUUUCCAUUGGUCUGAGAGGGCCGAGAAGCAUAGAGCAGCCAUGACGGCCGUCUUUGAGCCCUUGAGGCAGUCUCUACUGGGCAGUUCCCAGAUCACCCUUGCCCAAUUGCUCGCGGCUAGGGAGGACUUUUCGCGUAUCAUCAAGACCAGCAGUGGAGCCUCACGAGACAAGACCAGUUGUGCAAUAAACAAGGUGCUGAUGGUUGGUGAUGUGCCGGACCGGGGAGGGCGCCCAGGUGAGAUCGAGCCCCCGAUGCCCAUUUGGGAAAAGAGGCGAGAGGGAGGAGGAGGAGGAGGAGGUCACCAGCGUUGGGGCAAACGGAGCAAGAAGAAGAAAAAAUGACAAGAAAACACUAGUCUUUUCCAGCAUGGUUUGGAGGCUUCGAUAACUUAACUCUACAAAGGGGAGCAGCCGAUUCUGGGUUCUCCUCGUUUCUCCUGGUUCUCUAUUUGGUUAUAUAGGCUUCACCGAGGUGAUUCUAUGUUGCCUCUCCUCACAGUGGAGGUAAAGUAAAGGUAAAGGUUUCCCCUGAUGUUGAAUUCACUUUAAAAUCAGUUUGACAUUGUUGUAGGCUCGCAACUAAGAGGACAGUUCUGUGGCUUUGAUGGGCAUAAAUCUCCCCUUAUUUUAGCUUGCCCUUCAGCUGUUGGACCCAGGCGUUAGUCUUACCAGCCAAAUAGUUUGAUACUAUAUGGAUUGUUUUUGUUAAAUUGCUUUCAAAACAAGGGAAGCUCCUAAACAUUUGUUAAGUAUUUGACUUUUUGUUUUAAAAUAAUAAUAAUUUGCAGUCAAAGGGACAGAAAGCCAUUGGAUGGAGUACAGUUAUUCCUGUUCAGGGUAAAAUGAAUACUACACCUAUUUAAGGAUGUAGGAAGUUGGCUUACAGGGUGGUGUAAUCAAAUGUUUUGGACUUUUGCUUAAUGAGAUUCAAUGUUGGUAGACUUUUCUUUUUCAAGUUGGUGGAGGCAGUAUUUAAUAAAAGAAUUCAGACUGUUUUAUGUUUCAUAGGA